AUGAUCAUCAUUUUUAAAUUGUUGAUUUUAAUUUAACCAAUUUUAAGUUAGUUUUAAUGUGAUCCUACAAAAAACUAUUGCUGUAAAAAAUCCUGUCUUAGUUGCUCUGAAAACUAAAUUUCUGAAUCUAAUACUGUAGCCAAUGCUCAAGUACCUAAUGUUUACAAUGCCUUGAUGGAUUUUAAAAAGACCCUAACGAUCCUCAAAAUUGUAUUUCUCAGUGCAGCUAAAUAGGAUAAAUUUAAGAUGAUUAAAGCCAAUGCAAUUAUGGGUGCUUCAAUGAUUAGAUUUUUGAUAUCGACUACUAAUCGUUUAGUUGUUAAGUAAAAGCUUAAUGCCCUUAGAUACAACAAAUACCUUAGUUGCAAAAUUAAAACAAUAUUGUUUCCUCUUUGCUUGAUAAAACUAUGA
Tetrahymena thermophila SB210 is the source of this 411-nucleotide messenger RNA. RefSeq lists its product as hypothetical. The record is from RefSeq and is a predicted model, not a curated record. Lineage: Eukaryota; Ciliophora; Oligohymenophorea; Hymenostomatida; Tetrahymenidae. The transcript is spliced from 3 exons.